Messenger RNA from Mytilus californianus (California mussel), 1014 nucleotides. Its product is annotated as galactosylgalactosylxylosylprotein 3-beta-glucuronosyltransferase 2-like. Gene Ontology annotation, biological process: carbohydrate metabolic process; chondroitin sulfate proteoglycan biosynthetic process. Gene Ontology annotation, cellular component: Golgi membrane. The record is from RefSeq and is a predicted model, not a curated record. Lineage: Eukaryota; Metazoa; Mollusca; Bivalvia; Mytilida; Mytilidae. Bases 34 to 936 code for a protein of 300 amino acids. The transcript has 5 exons. Gene Ontology annotation, molecular function: galactosylgalactosylxylosylprotein 3-beta-glucuronosyltransferase activity.
UUUUGGAUACUAGUAACAUGGAUUGAAAUAAUUAUGUCGAACAAGAUGAAAACCAAUUCAGCCGCCCAAGUAUCAGUUAUAGCAUUAUUAAUCACAUGUAUCGGGUGUUACUACUUGUACAGCAAAGUUCUGUCUUCAGAGGUUUUAUAUUAUGGAGGGAAAAUGUCCUGUACAGAAGAAGUAGAACAAAAUAAACAUUUACCAAUAAUUUAUGUAAUUACUCCGACAUACAAACGAUUGACUCAGAUUCCUGAACUGACAAGACUCGGUAACACUUUGAGAAACGUACCAGCAGUGCAUUGGAUCGUAGUGGAAGAAGGAGAAGGAACAUUAGAGGAAGUCAGAUACUUGUUAAAUAAGAUAGACAUAAAGUUUACAUACCUAUCUGCAACACGGUAUAAAAACGCACCAAAAACUCUCAAAGGCAUUCAUCAAAGGAAUAAGGCAAUAUUUUGGUUGCGGACCAAUAUCGAUAUGUCUAAAGAUGGCGUGGUUUACUUCGCUGAUGAUGAUAAUACAUAUGAUUUGGAACUCUUCACAGAAAUGAGACACACAAAGAAGAUUUCAGUAUGGCCCGUAGGAUUUGUUUCUAAAAAAAAAUACCAGACACCAAUCCUCGAAAAUGGGAAGGUGGUAAAAUUUGAUGCAUGGAAUACAAAAAAUCGAAAGUUUCCGAUAGAUAUGGCUGGAUUCGCAUUAAAUACCAAGACGUUUUAUUUCAAUGAUGAUUUGUACUUUCGGACAACAUUUCAAAAAGGUUACCAAGAGUCAUCAUUUCUAGAAAUUUGUUGCACAUUAGACGACUUGGAGCCAAAGGCCAAUGAAUGCACGAAGGUACUUGUAUGGCACACAAAAACGAAGGACCCACUAGUUUAUCGUGCAAGUUACAAUGCUACAAAGUCAGACACUGAUAGCAAAGGGACUUUAAGGGAAUAGGAAGGGUUGGAAAUCAGUAUUGUCAGUGUUUUGAUUUGUGUUAACAUGUUACAUUUAAAAUAAAGAAUUUAAUGCGUA